Messenger RNA from Scutellospora calospora, 293 nucleotides. The record is from the annotation of a GenBank genome assembly. NCBI's taxonomy places the organism in Eukaryota, Fungi, Glomeromycota, Glomeromycetes, Diversisporales, Gigasporaceae.
AUGACAUAAAUUCCACACUGGAAUUAGAGGAUGGAAUAACUCGGAAAAAUGUAUUAAAUGCUACGAUGGAGUUAGAGGAUGUAAUAACUCGUAAAAAUGUAUUAAAUUCAACGCUGGAGUUAGAGGAUGGAAUAACACGUGAAAAUGCAUUAAAUGCUACGCUUGAGUUGGAAGAUAUGGUUAUUAUCGAGAAUCCUAAUGCUAAAAUAUUGAAAGAAAAGUUAUUACAAGAAGGACGACAAAGACAAUUGGAAAUGUUAUAUAAUAGACAAUUUAAAGAAAAGGAUUUGUAA